Molecule: messenger RNA, 940 nt
Organism: Moneuplotes crassus
Lineage: Eukaryota; Ciliophora; Spirotrichea; Euplotida; Euplotidae
Source: the annotation of a GenBank genome assembly
CCUGAACAACAUUUUGAGGUAACUGCACUGAUGAAGUCAGAACUAUCGAUGGUGAAAUAACAGGCUAUGAAAGCAACCAACAUGAUAUGCAACAGCUGCCAGAGACUUCAGAGGAUUAUAAAGAAGAACGAGUGGUUCAUAAAUAAAAAGAAUCAAGCCAAGUCAACUUUGCCUAGAGACAAAAAUAAUUUAUCGUUCGGAUCUCCUAGUAAGAACGUUGAAAAAUAGAGAUGAGGUCGAGAUACAGGACGGGGCUAAAUACACAGGAGAAUGGAUGGGUCAAAAACGCCAUGGCUACGGUUUCCAAACCUGGAAAGACGGCUCGAGGUAUGAAGGCCAAUGGCUCAACGAUAAAGCAAAUGGUGAAGGGACUCUUCACCAUGCAGAUGGUGAUGUGUAUACAGGAGAAUGGAAAAAUGACAAAGCUCAUGGAAAAGGCACCUAUACUCAUAUCAAUGGCUCCAAAUACGAUGGUGAAUGGAUAGAUGACAAGCAGGAUGGCUACGGAGUUGAGACUUGGCCUGACAAUGCUAAAUAUGAAGGCCACUAUAAGAAAGGCAAAAAGCAUGGGGAAGGAACCCUCAUUUUCGCUGAUGGGUCAAAAUAUGAGGGCUAUUUUAAAAACAACCAUAUCAACGGUCAUGGAAUAUAUGAAUGGACCGAUGGUAAAAGAUAUGUAGGAAAUUGGGAGGAUAAUAAAAUGAUGGGUAAAGGAAAGCUCACCUGGAAGGAUAAAAAAUCUUACGAAGGAGACUUCAUGAAUGAUAAACGGGACGGAUAUGGUGUCUUCAAGUGGGGUGAUGGCAGAGAGUACGAAGGCGAAUGGAAAGAAGGCAAACAAGAUGGUAGAGGAAAGUUCACUGCAAAAGACGGGACUAUAUCUGAGGGAAUUUGGGUUGCAGGCAAGAGAGAAAAGAAGCAUGUUGAGAAAUAAGUCAGU